Messenger RNA from Durusdinium trenchii, 1953 nucleotides. Lineage: Eukaryota; Dinophyceae; Suessiales; Symbiodiniaceae. The record is from the annotation of a GenBank genome assembly.
UGAGAUUGUCUCAUGCAACUGCACGACUAGCCUGACGAACCGUUCAACUCGCUGUGGACGCUGUGUUCAUGGGAUGGGGGCCGAAGCAAGCUGCUGCAAGAAAGAGGAGAUCUUAGAGGUAACGAAUGUGGUGCAUCAGAAAGGAGACGAGGACGUACCAGAUUCGCCAGAUCCCAGAGAUCCUUUUGCAGUCCUGGGCCCACAGGGCACAUCUCAGCCUUCGCUUCACAGUCAGAUCUCUGUCCUCACGGAGGUGCCAAGCCUUCGAGCAGAUCAGGAUCUGAUGCGUGGGAUCUCGCUACACAAAUCUCUCAGGAAGUUUGGCCGAGUGUGGAGGACGAAACCCAGCAGAUUGACAGAAGGAGAUCAUCAAGUGCUCUCGAAGGUUUGUGUCAAGGUUGAUCACUUCGAUGUGUUCAUCUCGCACACCUGGGAGACCAAUGGCCGAUGGAAGAUUUUGGCCAUGAUGCUGCAGCAAGGAUGGCCUUACAUGAUUAUCUUGUGGCUGGUGUAUAGCGCGUUAGCUGGGAGCCUGUUUUUGUACACCGACCUGCUACCGUACAACUCUGUCUUUCCGAUCCAGUCCUUCAACUGGUCAGGUUGGGGCGUGCUUGGGUGCUGGAUGCGAGUGAGCGGCUUGCUGGGAAUGGUCACUGGCCUUUUCAUGGCCCCAUACUGGCCUCGAUGUCGUUCCACUUUGGCCUUUGUGGACGUGGUGAGCAUUGAUCAAAUUGAUCCAGAGAUGACACGCCGCGGGGUCUAUGGAUUGGGCGGUUUUUUUGUCACAUUCCUCUGAGCUUCGAGUGCUUUGGAGCCCACAGCUUUUUUCUCGGCUUUGGUGCAUCUUCGAGCUUGCGGCCUUCCGGAAGGCGAAUCCCAAAGGCAAGAUCGUACUGGCUCCACUGUAUGUGGAAAUGAUCGUUGGGUUUCUGCUGCUUUGGCUGGCCUUUAUGCAGCUUCUCUACUUCUUGCUCCUUCAGGUCCUGCAAUUCUCUUCUUUCAUCUCCUUCGUGGGAAUGGUGCCGGUCAUCCCUUGUAUCCACCAGACGCGGAAGAUUUGUCGUGAGAAGCGGCGACUCUUGAAUGAGCUCAAACAGUUCAACUUGAACGAAGCAGGCUGCAGCGUCGAUUUCGAUCGGAACUUCAUUUUGGCUGGAAUCGAAGAGUGGUAUGGCACGCAGGAGGCGUUCACCGAAUACGUCCGAGGCCCUCUCUUUCGUGAGCUGGUGGCACCCUUGGAGACGCUUCGGGUCCCUGUGCAGUACUGGGUCUUGUUGGGCCUCCAUGAAAUGAGCUCACUGCUGGAGUUCAACGUGGGCUACAUGAGUGGUGGUGCUCCAGUGGACGUUGUACUUGCUCAAUUCUUGAGUUGGCCCAUCAGCAACGUUCUUUGGCGCAUCAUUUCGUUUCGUUUGGGUCUAUUUCUGUGUGAUCGAUGUAGCAGUCGAAUGCCUGGUGCUUGUGGUUUGCUGGACUUCAUGAAGACAUUCUUAAUUUGGGUCGUGACGGUGGUGUUCCUCCUCAGCACUUUUGAAGUGACAGCGGUGGUUGAAAGAUCAAGCUUGGUGGUCGCGAGUGCUGGAGCCUGCGUAACAAUUGCGGUCGCGCUCUUCUCUCUUUGGGCCGCGACGGGAUGAUCAGAUCGAAAGUAGGUUAAGAAUGACCGAGUCCAGAGAAUGCAGGCAGCUAAGCUGCUGAGCAUCAGACUGGAAGCUCGCCAAAAGGGCGAGAGAAAUGCUUCUAUGGAUUUGAUUGCUUUUGCUUUAUUCCUUCCGAAAGUUUUUCCCUUCGGGCAUUGCUUGACUUGAGGUUUCACGGCAGCUGAUCAUCCAUUCUCGCGCAAAAGCAAGCUCUCCGUCUCAGAAACCAUGAUCACAUCCAUCGCUGGGUGAAUUUUUCAGAACACGUUACCACCAGCGUGCGCUAAAACUAAAUAUUUCACUGUAUUCUUGC